This is a messenger RNA of Penicillium angulare, 2070 nucleotides long. RefSeq names its product Zn(II)2Cys6 transcription factor. The transcript is spliced from 2 exons. Bases 1 to 2070 code for a protein of 689 amino acids. The record is from RefSeq and is a predicted model, not a curated record. Gene Ontology annotation, biological process: regulation of DNA-templated transcription. Gene Ontology annotation, molecular function: zinc ion binding; DNA-binding transcription factor activity, RNA polymerase II-specific; transcription cis-regulatory region binding. Gene Ontology annotation, cellular component: nucleus. Lineage: Eukaryota; Fungi; Ascomycota; Eurotiomycetes; Eurotiales; Aspergillaceae.
AUGACAAAGAGAAAGCGAAUUUGGAGCGAUGAGGCAUCGGAGGCCUUGCCGAGCACGAGUCCUGCCGUUGAACUCCCUGAUGCGAAGGACCCCGGGGUGUUGGAUGUUUUGCCGGGGAUUACCCGCAAGAUCACUGCGUGUGGAGCUUGUAGGAAGCAAAAGAUCAAAUGUGACAUGAGCGAAGGAGCACCUUGUACGCGAUGUCGCCGACGAGGACUCUCAUGUGUUUUGAACAAAAGUCUCCAAUCAUUGGUAGAGGAAGUCAAGUAUGUCGGAGUUUCUCUUAGCCGGUUGAAGCUUUUAUCUAAACAGUAUUCAAUGUUAACACGAUCCCUCAGAAACACCGAACAUCUACAGAGUGAUGUGCAGAAUAUUCACCACGUGCUGGGAGACCUAUGCAGGCAUCUCAACUUGCCACUACCGAAUCCACUCAGUUCUGCUGUCGAUGACCCCCUUAAUGGGGAUAAAGUACAGAAUGAAGAACUAGAACGUGACCCAGAAGAUCUUGAUGGUUGUGAAAUAUCCCCACCGGACACGCCUUCCGCCGUUCAAGCACCUAUCGACACAUACUUGGAUAUUGCUAAGCUUGGAAGUCCGGGCUCCUCUACCAAUACUCCACCGAGUAUUCCCCGACAAAGACAUCAACCAUCGCAAGAUCUCGUCACUAAAGGUGUCAUCACUUUGAGUGUCGCCGAGACACUCGUUGAGCGCUAUCUCACGCGUCUUGAUCCCUACCUGUAUGGAAUUUGCAGCGGCUAUCAUAGCGUUCAGCAACUUCGAAGCACAUCACCACUGCUAUUCGCUGCAGUCUGCACAAUUUCCGCAUUACAAGAUCCCCAAAGUCAACCGCUUUAUGAGACAUGUAACCGUGAGUUCCGACGGCUGAUGUCGCGAUCAAUUUUCGAGAAACAUAAUCUUGAAUACGUCCGUGCUCUAUGUAUCACUUCGUUUUGGCUUUCAGAUGCCUCUCGGAUACUCUCUAGUGACGCCAUUCGCCGUGCAGCGGACAUGCGGCUACAUCGCAGCUUUGAUCAUCUUGCAAAUCCUAGUGAUAUGCGACCGGUCCAAAAUCAUAGCUCUCCAACUUCAAGUUUAACCGAAACAAUGACGAUAAAGGAUCGGGUCAGACUAUGGUACCUUAUUUUCAUAUCCGAUCAGCAUCUCUCCAUUCUUCACAAUCGCGAUCCACUUCUUCGCAGUGACAAGGAGAUAGCUUUGAGCUGGGAGACUUUCCUAGCUCGUGAUGACACCACCGAUUCUGACAUUCGACUUAUUUCCCAAGUUGCUCUGUUAGUCAUUAUGAGUCAAGUGCGAGACUUGCUGGGCUCUGAUCAAGAAGCACGGAUACCACAGUCGCUAUCAAAUCAGAUUAUUCAUUACUCUCGCCAGCUGGACCGAUGGUUCAACAAGUUCUCCGCAAUAUUCAAGCCUGAUCCUUAUAUUGGAGAUUUUCCUAAGCGCGGCCUACAGCUACAUUACCAUUUUGGGAAGCUGUACCUCGGACAUCAAGUCUUCAAAGGCCUCAACAGAGAGGCAAUUCCGUCUCAUUUUAUCACAGCAGCUGACAUGGCCCAUGAAGCUGCUGUCGCGAUUUUUGAAAUGAUUCUCCACGAGGAAAAUCUCCAGCAUAGUCUCGUUGGCAUGCCGCAUUAUUUUCAUAUUAUGAUUGCAUUUGCAGGUCAUUUCCUACUGGAAGUCUCAAAGAACUACUAUACACAGCUUUCAAUCAAUCCAACUCAAGAUUUUGAGUUGAUUCGAAAGGUAUUAGAAUUGUUUCAGGCCACACCUAGUGUACAACAGCAUCCUAUUUGCCGAAUGACCCCAGGUCUCACGCGCAAGCUUCACGAAUGCGUUGCCUCCCUACGAAGGGACGGGGAACAGGGUGUCCCAUCAAUGUCAUCUUUGAAUGCAUUGGUAUAUCAAUCUCAGGAUAUGGAUAGGCCGAUGCAUCCAGUCCCAGGCUCAUUUACAUUUCCUGGCGAGUCGCUGGUUACGCCUGUAGAUGACUUUUUAUUACAAGACUUUGGGGAGUUUACAUUUCCGGGAAUGAUGUCAAAUGAGAUGAGCUAG